AUGCAGUUGUACGGUAUCCAAUCGAUGCUCAAGGAAGGCUACAGACACCAAGCCGUCAUCAAAAACAUCAAAGCUUGCAAGGAGCUCUCCACCAUCACCCGCACUUCUCUCGGCCCCAAUGAUAAGCUCUUUGUAACCAACGACGCUGCGACCAUUGUGAAUGAGCUCGAGAUUCAGCACCCUGCUGCGAAGAUUCUUGUUUUAGCAGCCAAGGCGCUGCAGGAAGAGAUCGGAGAUGGAGCUACCCUCACCAUCUCUUUUGCGGGAGAGCUUUUACAGAAUACGGACUGCGGAGGAGCUUAUCAGGAUGGGGUUGUUGAGGUACUUGAAGAAUUGGUUGAGAGUGGUUCUGAGAGGAUGGAUGUGCAUAGCAAAGAUGAAGUUGUUUCUAGAAUGAGAGCUGCUGUUGCUAGCAAGCAGUUUGGUCAAGAGGAGAUUAUUUGUUCCUUAGUAGCUGAUGCAUGUAUUCAAGUAUGCCCAAAGAAUCCAACCAAUUUUAAUGUGGGUAACGUCCGUGUUGCCAAGCUUCUUGCAGGAGGAUUGCACAACUCUUGCAUUGUCCGUGGCAUGGUCUUGGAAAGCGAUGCUGUUGGGAGCAUAAAGCGAAUGGAAAAGGAUGAGGAGGAGAAGGACGAGGUAGGAAGAGAUCGGAGGAGGAGAAAGGAGGAGGAGGAGAAAGAAGAGAACGGGCGGAGGAAGACGAAGAAAGAAGGAGAACAAGGAUUGAAGGGUGUUGCCAUGAAUAAUGGAGGAGAAAAACUACUACGACAAGUGGAAGAAGAGAAGAAGAUAUAUUGGGAAGAGGUAAGGAGAUUACGGGUGGCAAUGGUGGAAAAGGAGAAGAUGGUGGUGGUGAUGAAACAACUGAACGUGACGAUGUUACAUGUGGGAUCUUUUGUAGUAACUGAUGGUGAUGGAAGAGGAGGAGGAGGAUAA
Molecule: messenger RNA, 936 nt
Organism: Brassica napus (rape)
Lineage: Eukaryota; Viridiplantae; Streptophyta; Magnoliopsida; Brassicales; Brassicaceae
Product: T-complex protein 1 subunit theta-like
Exons: 6
Coding region: 1-936 (311 amino acids)
Biological process (GO): protein folding
Cellular component (GO): chaperonin-containing T-complex
Molecular function (GO): ATP binding; ATP-dependent protein folding chaperone; ATP hydrolysis activity
Source: RefSeq, a predicted model, not a curated record